Mizuhopecten yessoensis (Yesso scallop) is the source of this 4169-nucleotide messenger RNA. Its product is annotated as methylmalonyl-CoA mutase, mitochondrial-like. The transcript is spliced from 17 exons. Gene Ontology annotation, molecular function: cobalamin binding; methylmalonyl-CoA mutase activity; metal ion binding. The coding region runs from base 74 to 2311 and encodes 745 amino acids. The record is from RefSeq and is a predicted model, not a curated record. Gene Ontology annotation, cellular component: mitochondrion. Lineage: Eukaryota; Metazoa; Mollusca; Bivalvia; Pectinida; Pectinidae.
CGUUAUUCUAAAUUGUCCUUGAUGGAGCCGACACCGUUUGGGAAAACAACUCCCGAUAUUCCUUUCUUUUGAGAUGGCAUGUAAGAUGAUAAAGUCGGCAGGAUUCCUCCGUUCAUGUAUUCACCGGAAUAGUUCCAAGAAAUCAACAGUACCGCUAACAUGGUGUAGGUGCCUGCACAGACAGCCUCUAGACCCUGUGUGGGAGGAGAGUGCAAAGAAGGAAAUCAAGGGCAAGGAUCCACUGGAAACCUUGACGUGGAGGACACCAGAGGGAAUAAAUAUUAAACCAGUGUAUACAAAAGAUGACACGACCCACAUUGAGAAGGAGAUACCGGGCCAGUACCCCUUUACCCGCGGCCCAUACAGCACCAUGUAUUCAUACCGCCCAUGGACAAUCCGACAGUACGCAGGAUUCAGUACAGUACAUGAGAGUAAUAAAUUCUACAGAGACAAUAUUGCUGCAGGACAACAGGGGCUCAGUGUGGCCUUUGACUUGGCUACACACAGAGGUUACGACUCGGACAACAUCCGUGUCCAGGGAGAUGUGGGGAUGGCCGGAGUGGCUAUAGACUCGGUAGAGGACACCAACAUCCUGUUCAGUGGCAUCCCACUCAACAAAAUCUCCACCUCCAUGACGAUGAACGGGGCGGUACUUCCUGUGAUGGCUAUGUAUGUGGUGUCCGCUGAGGAACAGGGUGUGAAACAAUCAGAGUUAGCAGGAACAAUACAAAACGACAUCCUCAAGGAGUUCAUGGUGAGGAACACCUACAUCUUCCCCCCAGAACCCUCUAUGAAGGUCAUUGGGGACAUUUUCGAGUAUACAUCGAAGAAUAUGCCAAAGUUUAACUCCAUAUCAAUAUCGGGAUAUCACAUGCAAGAGGCUGGUGCUGAUGCUGUGUUAGAGCUGGCGUUUACCCUGGCCGACGGUCUACAGUACAUACAGACAGGGCUAGACAGAGGUCUGGACAUAGACAAGUUUGCACCACGACUGUCGUUCUUCUGGGGGAUCGGAAUGAACUUUUAUAUGGAAAUAGCUAAAAUGAGAGCAGCCAGGAGACUUUGGGCCAAUCUUGUGAAGGAAAAGUUUGAACCCAAAAACCCCAAGUCACUGUUGUUGAGAGCUCACAGUCAGACGUCGGGCUGGUCACUUACAGAACAGGAUCCCUACAAUAACAUCAUGCGUACUGUGAUUGAGGCGAUGGCGGCAGUCUUCGGAGGAACACAGUCAUUACAUUCUAAUUCAUUUGAUGAAGCCCUUGGUCUACCGACACCAUUUAGUGCCCGCAUCGCUCGUAAUACACAGAUCAUACUCCAGGAGGAGUCGGGAAUCCCUAACGUGGCGGACCCGUGGGGAGGCUCCUACAUGAUGGAGAGUCUCACCGAAGACAUGUACAACGCUGCACUCAAGGUCAUCAUGGAGAUUGAGGAGAUGGGUGGUAUGGCGAAGGCCGUGGCCUCUGGGAUGCCCAAACUGAAGAUUGAGGAAUGUGCUGCUAAGCGCCAGGCAAGGAUUGACAGUGAACAGGAAGUGAUUGUAGGGGUCAAUAAACACAGACUGACCACGGAGCAACACGUAGAAGUCCGGUCUAUUGACAACGAACAAGUCCGUACUGAGCAGUUAGAGCGACUUGACAAGGUCAAGGCCAGCCGAGACCAAGCCAAGGUAACAGAAACUCUGGGAGCUAUUGUUAAGGCUUGUGAGAGUGGUGAUGGUAACCUGUUGGGCCUCAGUAUGGAUGCGGCCAGAGCAAGGUGUACAGUCGGGGAAAUCACAGAGGCCAUGACAAAGGUGUUUGGACGCCACGUAGCCUCAGACAGGAUGGUCAGUGGAGCUUACAAAUCAGCUUUUGGAGAGGAUGAUGAAAUUAGCAAAGUGACCAAAAAAGUGGAGAGUUUCUCUGAAAAGGAGGGUCGCCGCCCCCGUAUUCUGGUUGCCAAGGUUGGACAGGAUGGUCAUGAUCGAGGGGGCAAGGUCAUAGCUACAGGGUUUGCUGACCUUGGAUUUGAUGUUGACAUUGGACCCUUGUUCGCUACACCAAAGGAGGCAGCCCAGCAGGCGAUAGACGCCGACGUCCACGUGGUAGGGGUCAGUUCAUUGGCUGCCGGUCACAAGACUCUUAUCCCACAACUCGUUGAUGAACUGAAAAAAAUGGAUCGACCAGAUAUUUUAGUAAUUGCAGGCGGAGUAAUACCUCCGCAGGACUAUGACUUCCUGUACGAGGCCGGUGUCUCUCAAAUAUUUGGUCCAGGAACGAGAAUUCCUGACGCUGCCGAGAAGAUUGUUGAUGAAUUGGAGCAAAGAAUGAAUUGAACAUUUAAGAGUGAAAGAGCGUAUUAUUAUUGUUUGUUUGACUUGCAGACAAUGCAUCAAUCGCGGAUAUUGUGUGUUUGAGAGAAGUUUGAGGUUUGUCUGGUGUUGGUGAGUAUAAGAUAUCUGUCCAGGUGACGGAAGGAGGAGUAGACCCUGCUAUUUUCCUCUAUUUACCACACGAGAUGAGAUUAUACAACUUGCAUUACAUUAAUAUAAUGUUGAGAUGGUGUAAGUACUCUGUAGUAAUACAAACUGUUGACCUACUCAGGUGUGAUAUUUUAUCACAAUAGAAGUAUUUUUAAUAUUUAUGGUGUUUGUUUUUGUACUUGUUUAUUACUGCACAAUACUUCUAGUACAUGUAUAUGUUAUGCUGUCAAAUUAUAUUAUCACACCUUAUUCUUGACGUCAAACCCUUGUGGACCUUUCAGAAGUCAUUACAUGAAAGAGCAAGAAAUACAUUUGUUUGAUUUUGUUAUUCACAACUUGUGUUAAGUCUUACAUGUAACAUGCAAUGUCCCAUAUUUUCAAUGAUACUUCAAAUGAACAGUAGUAUGCUAGUUACUAUUAAGCUGUGUCAUUUAAAAUUUUCCUGCUUUUUAGUUCUCUUUUCAAAUUAUGAUGGUGUAAAGUGAAAUAUAGAAAAUCAUUAUUGUUAACAGUCGAAAUAUUACGUUUGAUAAAUGAAUUAAACUUGAAGUGAUAAAUUGGACAUGGCCUGAACUCGCAAAGACUUACACAUUUACCAGCACGUGAUAUUUUAAUAUACUUUGUAAUAGUAACACUUUGCACAACACCGAAAGACGUUUUGUUCUGUACCGAAAAUGAUAUUUUUGUUGAAAAAGAAGAAUCUAAAGCCGAAUUACAAACCGUGUUCAGAAUUCUGAACAUCAUACAGUGAGAUUGAUAUCAAUUAUUGUCUCAACCACUUAAAGUAGCUGUUAGGGAAGUGGGGGAUGAUUAUUUUCUAACGCUUAAAGCAUACGAACAAAUCGUAAUUAUAUUGGAUAGAAAAUUUAUAUAAGAUUUAUUACAACUGAAACGGUCAGUCUUGCUAAAACGAAAACUGUCAGAUAAGUUUUAUCAAUUUCCUGUCCUUCUCCACACUAACUUAGCCGUUUGGAUGACCUACCCAAACAAAUCAGUCUCCCAUGAUAUGGAACUAAAUUAAAGAUCCAUUUUGUCAAUUUACCAAAACCCUUGGCAAUACUUUAAUAUCGCCAUCUUGAUUUUAAUCUUCUGUGUGACGUCACAGUUCUAUUUUGAAAUAUUUUUGAAAUCUAUGACAUUGUUCCUGUUGCCUUCAGUCAUCCUGACUUAACAACAAACAAUAUUGCAUAAAUAGACAAUUUACUACCUGAAUGCAUUAAAUGGAUAAUGCAUAAGUUUAUAACAUUCUCAUUUAGAACGAUUGUCUCAAGGUAAACGUUUACACAUUUAAAUCGUAAAAAAUGGUCAGAGCAGAAAUUGAUAGUCUAUCACCUCCUUGAUUGAAGAUUCGGAUGUCUAGUAAACGGGAAUAUCAUUGAUGCUUGUUUCCAAUAAUAACAAUACUGAACGCUAUAUUAAUCCUUCCGUCAACAAUGCUUAUCAUCUUGAAAGUGGUAUUUAUUGUCUGUGAUAAUUUCACAUUUCAUGUACAUAAAUGACUGUUUAUGUUAUUGCGACGUUUUAUGCUGGUAUUGUUUGCCGUAUGUUCUCGAACGUCAAUACAAAAUGGGGCGCGAGAGGGAGAUAGAUUUGCGCAGUGAGUGUGUGUAUUUCUGAUACUAUCUUUGAUGACGGUAUCCGAGUUAUCGUGAUGAAUGUAAUUGUUUAUUGAUUUUCGUUGACGUGAUUCUAAAUAAAUCUUGUAAUACAU